This is a messenger RNA of Cheilinus undulatus (humphead wrasse), 1240 nucleotides long. RefSeq lists its product as uncharacterized. The transcript is spliced from 2 exons. Gene Ontology annotation, molecular function: NAD+ poly-ADP-ribosyltransferase activity. Lineage: Eukaryota; Metazoa; Chordata; Actinopteri; Labriformes; Labridae. The record is from RefSeq and is a predicted model, not a curated record. Gene Ontology annotation, cellular component: cytoplasm. The coding region runs from base 127 to 804 and encodes 225 amino acids.
GAAAGUGAAAGCUAUUGAAAAAAGACGACUCUUCCCGGUUGUGAGGUGUUUUUUAAACUUACCAGAUAUCGUUGAAUCGCCGACCUGUAUCUCAGUAGACCAGCAAGUGUCCUUUGUUAAACCAGGAUGUCUCUGCAGUUUUUUGGCUGGGACGUGACCUAUGAUGAUGACUCACCUCGUGUGGAGCUGGGAGCCUCUCAGACGCCCAAAGACAGCAGUGUGUACACCAUGUACCACGGCACCAGCCUUCCCAGUGCUCGGCUCAUCAUUGCCAAUGGCUUUGUGCAGUCACAAGGUGGCAUGCUGGGAAAGGGUGUGUAUGUGAGUCGGGACAAAAAGAAAGCAGAACGUUACCCAUUAAAAAGUAAUCCUUCAGACCGCGUGGUCCUCGAGUUACGUGUGCAGGUGGGUCGUGUCAAGCGCAUCGACCAGGACAACCAUCCUAUGCAGUACACUUGGAGCAGCCAGGGUUACGACACGGCCUGGGUUCCCCCCAACUGUGGCAUGAGGGCGGUUCCCAGCGGCCUGGAGGAGGAUUGUGUGUUUGACCCUAAAAGAAUUGAGGUGGUAGGAAUCUCAAAGGCACCAGACACGGCACUGAUGGAGCUCCAGCAGCUUGUAGCAAAGAGAAAUGCUGCCAGAGACGGGAGUGCAGCAUCACAGUGUGGUGGUGCUGUGGAUGUGUGCGCUCUGUGUAAGAGAAAGACACAACAGGGCUCUCCACACAUCAAGCAGCAAUGCUGGGGCUGCGGGCAAAACAUCUGCACCCUCAUGACCAAGCAUGUUUGUCCAGUGGGCAACUGAGAGUGCCUGAAACACAGUGAAACUUGGGACAGCCGAUACAUAUUUUACUACAGUGAUGCAAAAUAAAUAUGCUUGACUUUGUACUUUUAUUUCCUCAGGGCUUCUUUGUUUCCUCUCUUUUUUGUACAUGGGACCUCUUAAUUUUUCUGUAAACCAUUUAGUAUGAAUCAAAGAACAGUUAAUGAUGAAGGCCUUCUAGUUCACCAGAAUUUAUGCCUCAUUAAAGUUAUAUGGGAUAAGGUUUUGUACAAUCAAUAUGAGACAAUCUUGUUGAUCAAACUGCCUUUAUUUCAGCCUGAUGCACACAUUUGUUUACAUUAUUACAUCCUAAAUAUGUGCCAAAGCGCAUGAUUUUGAUUUGCUGAAUUCAUUUGAUUUCCUGCUCAUACAAUAAUGUAAAAUCAUUAUGUUAAGCCAAUAAAUGUCAUGUUUAUGA